AUGUUUCAAAAACUUCACGACAGACUGGACGCGGCGUUGGAUGAGGGCGCGCUCACGAACGACGAGAUCAUGAACAUGAUCACCCUCGCGGCGGCGUUUGGAUUGGAGGAAAAACACGCGAGCGCUGAGGCGCCGACGGGGACACUGGAGCGCGCUGCGCGGUACGUCGUGGGAGACGAUCGUCUUCUAACGCUGAGUUCAGAAACGCGUGAUAUUACUAUGGCCUCGAACGCUUUUGGUGCGCCCACGACGAGCAGUGGAUCCUCGGGAGGGACGAACCAACUCGCGUCCGAUUCAACGACAAACGUCGCGGUAACCGCCUCGAACGGCGGUAGGAGAGAAUUGGACGUCGCGACGAUACCGGAGGGAAAACACGUUCGGAAGAUUUCGUCAACCCCACGACGCCCACACACUAGGUCAACUUCCUUUCCCGACGAUUCGGACGGCACGAAGAAGAAGCCAAAGCCGCGAAGGCGAACGGAUGGCGAAAACGUCGAGGAUCGUCUACUGCGGGGUUGGAUCCUCAAACGCGCGAGAGAGGCUGCGAACUUGGAGAAGAUUCGUCGAGAAGAGCACGCAGCGGCGGACGGAGCGAGGUUGACUCGAGCUGAGAUCGACCGCAGCACGGAGGCGCUCCAUCACCGCGCCGCGGAGAGCGAUGCGCAGCGCGCCAAGCUUCAAGAAGCCGCGCGGAGUGAGGCUCAACGCCUCGCGGAGGCGAGCGUUUCGAUGAGCAUGAGCAAGAAAACUCGGGAGAUAACGUCGAGGAUGUCGGACUUUUCUUCAAGGCUCGAGCAGUACACAUCAAAGGCGACAGAGCGAGCGGAACGCCGACUUGAGCAAGCCCAGGUGGGGCGAGCUGCGCGAACAGAAGCUGAAAACUCCUCUGCGCGGGUUCCACUGACCAAGCGAGCGGAGACGAUGCAGCGGACGCUCGACGACCUUCAGGCUUGGAAUGAACGAAGAGAAGCGAAGAUCAAACUUGCAAAAGAGGAAGCGGUGCAGCGAGAGGUCGCCGGCGCCACGUUCAAACCUAGUUUGGAUCCCAAGUCGUUGCGGUUGGCGCUCAAGAAACGGAUGGCGACGACGAGAGACGCGAGAAGGAGAGGAGAAGCAAGGCGCGUCACGGAGACUCCAUCGGGCACUCGCGCCGGACAGAGUCCAUCGCCAUCAUCUCAUCAAGAAUUCACGCCGCAGAUCAACAGGCGAUCGAGCCGGAUCGCGGCGUCUAGAACCGACGCGAACGAGCCCGUGUACGAGCGUCUAUACGGAACGGCGCUCAAAUCUUCCAAGCCCGGCUCCGUCGCCGCGAGCGCGAGAAAGUCGCCGAGCGAGCGCUGGGGCGGUUACGGCGUCGACGAUUCGUUCGAUGACGACGAAGACAGCCGCGACGCCGUCGGUUUCAUCUCUCUCGCCGACGUCGACGACCGCGUCGCGCGCGAGUAG
This is a messenger RNA of Ostreococcus tauri, 1446 nucleotides long. RefSeq names its product SET domain. Lineage: Eukaryota; Viridiplantae; Chlorophyta; Mamiellophyceae; Mamiellales; Bathycoccaceae. Bases 1 to 1446 code for a protein of 481 amino acids. The record is from RefSeq and is a predicted model, not a curated record. The transcript is spliced from 2 exons.